Asterias rubens (European starfish) is the source of this 1297-nucleotide messenger RNA. RefSeq lists its product as uncharacterized. The transcript has 9 exons. Lineage: Eukaryota; Metazoa; Echinodermata; Asteroidea; Forcipulatida; Asteriidae. The record is from RefSeq and is a predicted model, not a curated record. The coding region runs from base 583 to 942 and encodes 119 amino acids.
CUAAUCAUUGGGUAUGUUCUUCGCGCGCGCGCGCCAGACUAUUUACAACGAGGCGAGCAUCGAUGCGAAGUGAUCAAUCUGAGACCGAGGAUCCAAGAAGAUGUCUGAGACCUGCAGUUGAUGAGCUUCCUAACAAUGUGCAAAGAGUCUGAUAAAUGAACUGCUCUCUCCUUGAUAAAAGCUACAGACAGAUGCCAAUGUCGGAUGAAGUCUACCCCUCCAAAAGUAGAUGCAUGAUGUCCAUGCUGCCCAGUGUCAAAGUACAACGAUGUCUUCCCAAACAAAAGGAACCAAGUAGAUGUCUGAGACCUGCAGUUGAGGAGCUUCCUAACAUUGUACAAUGAGUUUGGUGAAGGAACUGCUCUCUCCUUGAGCUACAGACAGAUGCCGUUGCCAGAUGAAGUCUACCUCUUGAAAAGUAGAUACAUGAUGUCCAUGCUGCCCUGCGUGUCAAAGUACAACAAUGUCUUCCCAAACAAAAGCGAGGGUUGUCAUCUCCACAGAGAUUUACUCAUCAACCAAGUAGCUGUCUGAGACCUGCAGUUGAUGAGCUUCCUAACAGUGUACAAAGAGUCUUGAUUAAUGAACUGCUCUCUCCUUGAUAAAAGCUACAAACAGAUGCCGUUGUCAGAUGAAGUCUACCUCUUCAAUAGUAGAUGCAUGAUGCACAUUCUACCCAGUGUCAAAGUACAGCAAGGUCUUCCCCAUCAACAGCUGGUGCAGUCAUCAGACAGCGAGGGUUGUCAUCUCCACAGAGAUCUACUCAUCAACCAAGUAGAUGUCAGAGACCUGCAGUGGAUGAGCUUCCUAACCAUUUACAUUGAAUCAGAUGGUGUCUACCUGUUACACAGAAGAUUUCCGAGACCUGCAACUGCGUAUAGUCAGCCCACUGUCUAUAUAUCACCAGUUAAGAUGUGUGAGGGUUACGCAAGAGGAAGGUAAAAUCCCUGUGGUUGUUUUACACUAACAUCAAAGGGUGGUCUGUUUUUGCAGCACUCAUACCAACAGAAUAUCUCGUCACAUACCGCAACAUUUUUGGGGAUGAAAUGCUGGCGCCAGCCUAACCCGAAAUGAGAGGUCUGUCCCUACAGAUUGAUAACAGAUUUAAAAGAUAGGAAACAUGUUUUUGAUUAACAAAACCCCUUUAUCUGUACAAAAAUACAAUUUUAAAUAGUUAAAAAGGUUUUUAGUACAUACCAUUGAUAUUUCUUCUCAAGUUUAAACCAUAAAACUAGGAAUGAAAUUAUUUUGCAUCGUAUGAUAAGUAAAAGUUCUGGAAUGUGCUGAACACCAUGCC